This is a messenger RNA of Vicugna pacos (alpaca), 3950 nucleotides long. RefSeq names its product interleukin 13 (gene IL13). Gene Ontology annotation, cellular component: extracellular region. The record is from RefSeq and is a predicted model, not a curated record. Gene Ontology annotation, biological process: immune response. Lineage: Eukaryota; Metazoa; Chordata; Mammalia; Artiodactyla; Camelidae. Gene Ontology annotation, molecular function: cytokine receptor binding.
UAACCCUUACUCCUACUGACUGGGCAUCUCCUUUCCAACGGACAGCCAAAGUCGGGGGGAGAAAAUUGGAAAGGAAGUUUUCCGAAACUUCGCGCAGGGCGGGCUGGUAGCAAGGAAGAGUGGCCCCAACCCCAGCGGUCCGAUUCGUGGCGAGGGCAAGGUGACUCCCCCUCCUCUAGCCCUGGCCUCGAAUCCCUGGCAGGCUCCUCGGAGGCGCUGAGCGCAGGGUUCCGCACCUUAAGACCAGGACGUGAGGGCAGGGACCAACGCCGCCGCCGCUGGUUGAGAGUUGCAAGCCACGUGCGUCAAGUGCCCGGUGCAGCCCUUUUCUAGCCUGUGUUGACUGCAGUAUUCCGGGAUGUGAACCGAGGCCCCCUGAAAAGAAGAAACUAGCUAACAUAGCCCGCGGGGGCUCCUCCGGGGGUGAGGACACGACGCAGCCCCUACGGCGCAGGAGGAGGGGUGGACAGCUUGGCCGCAUCCCCCGCAGGAUCGUGCACCCAUCCCCUUGCUGUUGCGCACAGGCACACCGCGGCCCUGCCUGGCGCUUGGACAGCAUUCGACCCGCGCGGACUAGAGCAGGGGGCUGCGGCAGGCGCUCCACAGCUCGGCGGAGCGGAGAAGCGGGUCUGAACUCUCACCCCUCCCUCAGGCACCAGCCAACGCAUGCUGCCGCCGAGGGGGACGGGCUGCGCAGAUCCCGUUUAUCAGCCACAUCUCCCAUUACAUAAUGCGGCGCUGUAUCUCUCCCGGGCAUCGCUGCGAAAGCGAGCCCUCUCCCACGCGCGGGGCGCCUGCCCACCGCUCCCAGCAGGGUGUUGCCAGUUCUAGAGAGGGGGCCGUUCCACUCAUCUUGGCGCAGCCCUCGGUGAUUCCCCACUCCUUCCCCCAACACAGAGAACCCACAGGAGAUGCUACUGACUAUUCAACGGAUGAAGAAACAGGCCCAUGUAUGGGUCACACAAGCAGGUGGCAGCACUCCAGACACUGGGGAGCCACAAGGGGCAGAGCCUGGCUUUCAGCCCUCACGGUCUGAAAUUACGCUGGGAAGCUUGGGACUGGGAGAGAAGAGAGGAUGGGAAUCCUGCUACAGGUGACAGAAGAGGGUGAGCAAGGCCAAGAGGCUUCUGAGCAGGAACGACAGCUCCAGCGUCCCUUGGAAGACCGUUGUGAGGAGGCUGAGCCCCAGUGAAGUAGGACAGAGGAAGCCUGAGCAGGCAGAGAGAGGGGGUCUUAGGGAAGGCUCUGGCUUGGGGAGAAAGUGGGCGAGGGAGGGAGCUUGACAUCAGCAUCCAAUAGGCAUAUGCUGCAGCCUCUGUUGCGCGGGUUUCUGGAGGACUUCUUGAGAAAUGAGGAAAAGCAGGGAAACGGCUACAUGCCAGUCCGUGCAGGGGGUGGGCUGCCCACAGGGGACUCUGGAGUCGGAGCAGGCCCAGGAGUUGCCCUCCACAGCCUUCGAUCUCCAAACUUGAAGCCAUCAGAGGGCAGAGGUUGGUCUCACAGGUACUGGUGUACAGAAGUGGUCACGCCAGGUCUCAGUGGCAGUAAAAACAGUUACUCUCCAGGGCUAAGGCUGGAUCUGCCUCUUGCCAGCCUGGCCCACUGAGGGAAUCCCAGCAGGAUAGGCCUGCUCUGAAGGCCUGGGUGGGGCAUCCAGUGACCAGGCUGCCCACGCUCAAAAUUAUCAUCAAAGCAACUUUUCAAAGGAAAGGUCCCAGGAGGAUCCUUGAAUCUGACUGAAGCUUUCAACGGGGAGAGCUGGGAAUCUGAACUACAAUCCUCCCCACCAUGGGGCUAACAGGGAAUCAGGUGGGCCAAGAGAAGUGAACUUUGCUUUUCUCCUUUUAUCCUGUUUGAAUUUUGUAUCUAAAGCAACCAUUGCUUUGGUAAUGUAAGAGACCAGUUCACUGAAAAAAAAAGAAAAUAAUAAUAAAACCCCUGGAUUCCCACAUCUGAUAGACUGUGGUCAUAGCACUGUCUGCCCAGCAUUUCUGGUGACCCAGAAGGGUCUCAUGUCAGGAGCUGGGUGGGCACUCAGGGUGGAGACCAAGCAAAAGCGCUAGAGUUCCAGCUGGCACGGCUGACACCAGUGUGCCCUAAGGGCCCUCUCACCUACUCCUGAAGUGAGCUCAUCCAGAUCUUGGAAACUGCCCCAGACCCCUCAGUAAUAAGUCCACAAGAAAUCAGAUGCUUUCCUUUAUGUGAUGCUGGAUUUUCCACAAAGUAAAAUCAAGAUGAGUAAAGAUGUGGUUUCUAGAUAGUGCCCGACAAAGCAGAGACCACGGUAUGAGGCGUCACCACUUGGGCCUAUAAAAGCUGCCACAAGAGGCCAAGGCCACAAGCUGCUCAGCUCAAGCCAGCCUACACGUCUGCUCCUCGCUCCUCGUGUACUGGCUCCAGGCUCCAUGGCGCUCUGGAUGACCGUGGUCAUUGCUUUCACCUGCAUUGGCGGCCUCGCCUCCCCGGUCCCUACGCCUUCCCCUAAAGCCCUCAAGGAGCUGAUUGAAGAACUGGUCAACAUUACCCAGAACCAGAAGGCACCCCUGUGCAACGGCAGCAUGGUAUGGAGCAUCAACCUGACGACCAGCAUGUACUGUGCAGCCCGGGAAUCCCUGAUCAACAUCACCAACUGCAGUGUCAUCCAGAGGACCCAGAGGAUGCUGAAUGCCCUCUGUCCUCACAAGCUCUCAGCCAAGGUUUCCAGCGAACACGUCCGAGACACCAAAAUCGAAGUGACCCAGUUCAUAAAAACCCUGCUCCAACACUCAAGGAACAUUUUUCACUACAGAAGUUUCAACUGGAGCAAGAAAAGUUAGCAUUAUUAUUUGCAGAGAGGGACCCUGACCAUUUAAAUUGCAGAUUCAUUUUUCUUUCAGAUGUCAGAAAUUUCUUGCGAAGACUGGAGGAGGGUUGGGGGGGUAAGAUUUCCUUAGCUUAGACUUCAGCCUGUGCUGUCUGCCUUGAGCCUAGCCGACCCCAGCUACCCCUUGCCUUGGUGCCUGGGGCUCAGCCUGGAAAGCCUCUUGCAUCCAGGGCUCCGAGCUCAGUGGACAAGGGUGGAUGUUGUCCCACACAACUUCCCCAUCCUUAGUGCAAACUGUAGCAUUUCAGUGGGUGCAACCCUGGCUGGACACACGGUGAAAGAGGGACCUGCUUUACACAGGGGCAACUAAGGCAGAGAGCAGCCUAGGCACAUUUCUUCUUGGUCUUAUUUAUUAUUAUGUGUUAUUUAAACAAGUGUUUUUGUCUGUACUGGGGAUAGGAAGGGACUGUUACUGCCAAAACUUGGAGCCAAGGGCCUGGAGACUUGAGGCUCCAGCACUAACGCAGUGGGCAUUAGGAAGCCCUGGGAAUAAGUACUGUACACAAACUUCUGCUACCUCACUGGGGUCCUGGGGCCAAGGCAGGGACAGUAGACAGGGCCACUCUUGUCUGCCAGCCAGCAGUUGGCCUUCAACCAAGUAAUUUAUUGUUUUUCCUUGUAUUUAAAGUAUUAAAAUAUGUUAUCAAAGAGUUAAUAAUAUAUAGAAUAGCAGCCUAGAACACUGCAUAUGGUAUGUGGGGAUUGGGGGAGGGGUCAUUGAAUUAGUUGUUGCAUUGACUUUGUCAAGUUGGAAGCUGGAAAUAAAGAUGGUUACAAGAGAUCUGACGGUUUUUGCCUUUUAUUUUGACCUUUGGGGAUGUUGGCCUGUGUUCUUAAGACUCUGAGGAGCUUUUCUUUAAGACCAGUUGGAGGAGGGGGCCUAGGGUGGAAUGGAUGGGGAGUGAGGGACAAGACUUGGGCUGAAAGAAAGUAGGCAAGCCCCUGGGGAGAGGAGACCUGGCCAGGAGGAAGUCCCUCAACGACCACCCACAGGGCCAGGGUGUCAGGGUUCAAGGAAGGCAUCUGGAGCAGGCAGAGAUCAUGGAAGUCGCUCAUGGCUACAGAUCUUCAUGAGUGGCCAGCCUGU